ACUACGGAGAUUUCAUUUUGUUUGAGGCUGGAUAGAACUGAAAGCAAGCCAGACGCCAGAGCAAAGGGUAUGAUGGCUAAAAAGCCCCCGAAACCUGCCCCUCGUAGGAUCUUCCAGGAAAGACUAAAGAUCACUGCUCUGCCCCUGUACUUCGAAGGAUUUUUAUUAGUCAAGCGGUCUGAUUACCAGGACUACGAACACUAUUGGACGGAGCUGAGAGGAACCACACUGUUCUUUUACACUGACAAAAAAAGUACAGUCUAUGUUGGCAAGUUAGACAUAAUAGACCUUGUGUGCCUUACUGGCCAAAAUUCAACUGAAAAGAAUUGUGCAAAAUUCACUCUUGUUUUGCCCAAAGAAGAAGUACACCUAAAGACAGAAAACACAGAAAGUGGGGAAGAAUGGAGGGGCUUCAUUCUUACAGUAACAGAGUUGUCAGUUCCUCAACACGUGUCACUUCUACCUGGACAAGUGAUUAGACUGCACGAAGUCUUAGAGAGAGAAAAGAAAAGAAGGACUGAGACAGACCAACUGCCAGUCAUGCCUGUGGAGAAAGAGAAGGAGCCAAUACAAGGCUAUGCGGAUGCACUGAACCCCCUUCCCGAAUGUUUUUAUGCAGUUUCCCGGAAAGAAGCAACUGAGAUGCUGGAAAAGAACCCUUCUCUGGGAAAUAUGAUCCUGCGGCCUGGUAGUGACAGCAAAAACUACUCCAUCACUAUCCGGCAGGAGAUAGAAAUGCCAAGAAUCAAGCACUUCAAAGUGAUACGCACUGGAAAGAACUACACCAUCGAGCUGGAAAAACCUGUAACACUCCCAAAUCUUUUCAGCGUCAUUGAUUAUUUUGUGAAGGAGACUCGAGGAAACUUGAGACCAUUUAUAUAUUCAGCUGAUGACAACUUUGGUGAAGAGCCCAACAUGGAAGACAGGAGCGAGAAGCUUAAGAAAAAUCCACACAAGGCAUGAAAUAACAUGGCACCCGCCUUCAUGUAUCUUGUUAUUUAUUAUUUUCAAAAGGAAGACUUUCACUUUUAAAGAAGACAUUCUCUAUUUCCCUGACCUAGUUUCUAAACCACUCAUUUGGGCAGAAGAACAAAAUGAUUUAAGCAUAUAAUUUGAUUAUCAGCAUGAAAAUAAUUUACUUACCACCAGCUCUCUGUAGAGGAACUUGAUACACACAUUUCUUUGCAUUAAGUAGAAAAACAUUUCUGCUACAGCCAAGGUUUUGUUCCCUCUUGGUUUCAAUUUCACAUAAGCAAUUUGCAUUGCAGAGUAUCUAGUUCCCCUAAAUCUUUCCAAUCUCCUAAAGCCUUACUAGGUUUCUAGUGUAUCUGAUAAAACUAAUUAAUCAAAUAAAAGUUAUUUAAAUUUUCUAGUUUGGAGGUCAUAGGCAUGGAAUAAACUAAGAAACACCCCUCUGGUGUAAAUGCUAUAUGCCACAUAUGUUCAUGGAGCCAAAGGCAAUUCAUUUUAGGUUUUUUGAUGUUGUCUUUUUACUAGUUCAAAACUAAGCUAUAUAGCUUUACAGGACAAUAAAACACAUUUCAUUGUUUCAAAUUUAAUACUAUACAUGCUAGUUAUGGUGAUUCAUUUCUUUAAAAGCAUGGGACCUCCACCCAAACUAGAUCUCUUGAAUCACAAUUUCAGUCAUACUAUUUUUUUUUCUUUUUUUUCGGAGCUGGGGAUCGAACCCGGGGCCUAGCAAGCGCUCUAAAACUGAGCUAAAUCCCCAACCCCCAUACUAUUCCUUCUUUGAAAACAAAUUCCUAAGUUGAUUUCAGUGGUCACACAGUUGAAGAACCAUGGAAUUAAGAACAAAAUGAGGGGCUAGAGAUGGUUCAGUGGUUAAGAGCACUGCUUGCUCUUCCAGAGGUCCUGAGUUCAAUUCCCAGCAACCAUAUUGUGGCUCACAACCAUCUAUAAAGGGACCUGAUGCCCUCUUCUGGUGUGUCUGAAGGGACAGUAUAUUAUUAGUAUCUUAUAAAGAUGCUAAUAAGAGAUUAGGGCUCAGAAGAAAGACUAUAGGAGACCAAGGGAGAAGAUGGCCACUUAUGUGACAAUAAAAAGAACAUACAUUCUCAGUUUUGAUGCUGGAAGUCUUAAAAUGCCUGGUUGUUCUAUUGUCCCCUCUAAACCCUAUAUUUGUAUGGAGCUCCAGUCAGUUAGUGAGCUACCUUCUAAGGUUUUCCUUUAAUUUGCUGAAAUAGAAUUUCUGAGGGUUGACCUGCAUUUUUGGCUUGUUAGUGUGAUUAUGUUAAAUUUCUGUGGUGAUGG
Messenger RNA from Rattus rattus (black rat), 2271 nucleotides. It is a transcript of the gene Stap1, whose product is annotated as signal transducing adaptor family member 1. Gene Ontology annotation, biological process: positive regulation of B cell receptor signaling pathway; cell surface receptor protein tyrosine kinase signaling pathway. Lineage: Eukaryota; Metazoa; Chordata; Mammalia; Rodentia; Muridae. The transcript is spliced from 9 exons. Gene Ontology annotation, molecular function: signaling adaptor activity; protein kinase binding. Bases 70 to 963 code for a protein of 297 amino acids. The record is from RefSeq and is a predicted model, not a curated record.